UGAUGGAGCUGUGGGUGUGUCAUCCAAAAUCUGAGAAGAAAACUCUAACUCCAACGUGGUGUUAGAAAGUAGCAUUCCUUUAUUCCUCAGAUAUGCGCUGGGCAAUUUGACAAACAAAUCUUCUCUCUCAGAGUUCAGGUUCUACAUUUAAACUAAUAAGACAUACAUAUGCAGUACAUUUGCAUACAGAGUAAUUCUUUUCCAAGAAAGCAUGUUAAUAUUCCUCUAGGCAUGCACAGUUGUAUUUAGGGUGGUUGUAUGCCCAGUUUAUCCCUAUUUUUCUAUCAUCAGCUUACCACUAAGACUUUUGGCUGACCUUUAGCUGUUUUUCCACAGCUUGGCAAAUUUCCAUUGCUUGUUAGACUAUAAUGAGCAACUUCCAAAACAAUAUAAAUGAAAUCCGAGGAAAACAUCCUUGCACCUGGUAAAAUGCAAAAAUAAGUGUUCUGUUAUGACUCUAGUGCUUCCUGUGAAGCAAAACUAAGAGAAAAUAAGGCUAUUCACACACCAAGCAAAGUUGAAAUGGAAAGUUUUAGAAUUAGCACUCACUGAUUCCUUUUGCUAAACUCUGGUAUAUUGGUCCUUACACUAAUAUACUGGUCCCUAUUGCUAAACAAAGUAGCCUAUAUCAAUUAUUCCUGAUCACUGCAGGACUGGACUAGGUGACUUUUAAUGGUCCCUUCCAACUCAGAUGAUUCUCUGAUUCCUUGCUGCAGGUGGGCUACAGAGAGAACCUGAUGAGAGAGCAAUGCAUAUAGGAGGAUUUAAGUAGCAGAGCAAGCUUGCCACCUGCCCUCCCCAUGAUGCCUCUGGAGCUUACUGUCCUCUACAACUCGCUGCUCUUUGUCAUGGGAACAUCUGACUGUGCCAUCAAAGGAGAAGCAGAAGGAAUACGCCAAGGGCUCCUCAGGGUUCUGGAGGCUUGUGGAACCUCUGGACAGGGCCUUAGCACAGAAGAGCUGUGGCAGAAGGUGGUGCAGGAAGUAACUGUUGAGGAAUUACAGGCACCUUUGCACCGACUGGGGGCCUUGCAGGCAGCAUGGUGGCUGGCAGAUAGCUGCCUGCAGAGCAUCACUGACCUCUUCCGACUCCUGAGCAGUGCUGAGGAUCCAGGGAGAGCUCCAUGCAGUGGAGAGAAAAAUGAGCUCCUCACCCUUCUCAAGGCAUGGAGAGCACCUGCUGAGGAGGCCCCCAUUUCCCUUGUACAGAGUACUGAAGACUUGAAGGAGACCCUAUGCACUGCAGCUGCCUUCUUGCAAGGUUUGUGCGAAGGAGGUGGUCACCCUUGUCAGUCCCUCACCUGCUCGUUUGUCCCAGCACACCCUCCUCUCACCCACCUGCUGCUGUUUUGGUUUCUCUUCCUAAGCAUGCCACUUGUUGGGCUUUUCUCUUCGGAAAAGAGCCUGGACUAGGCCUAAGCUUGGUGUCCAGUGUUUCUCUGAUUUUUCUCCCAGCUAAGUCUCUCUCUUCUUCAGCCUGUCUUGUGGCUUAGCUUGGUGUAUGGGAUUCACAGUGACCUUGUAUAAAAUGGAAGGCUGGCAGGGGGCUUUCUUUUGUUUGUCUUUGGGUGCAUGACUUUUUGUGAGUAUAUUGUUCCUUCUGGAUUUCAGUGCUGUGAGACAUGCAAAGUAUUGUGCAACCUCGUCAUCUCGUAUUUCAGCAGACAAUUAUAUAAUUUUAUAGAGCAGAAUUUAUAGAAUGGUAUGGUUUGGAAGGAGCCCUAAAGAUUAUCCACUUCCAACCUCCCUGCUGUAGGCAGGGACAC
This is a messenger RNA of Meleagris gallopavo (turkey), 1765 nucleotides long. The record is from RefSeq and is a predicted model, not a curated record. Lineage: Eukaryota; Metazoa; Chordata; Aves; Galliformes; Phasianidae.